UCCCCUUGUUGAUAUUUGAGUUCAUGAGAGAAAUUUUAGAAGAGAAGAAGAGAAGAAAUGGAGGGUGUGAUGACCUUUAGUGCAAUGAUAAUGGUGGAAAUUAUGGGUGUGAUUUCAUCAACACUAAUCAAAGCAGCCAUGUCCAAAGGAAUGAAUAACUUGGUUUUUGUUGUCUAUUCUAAUGCUCUUGCCACUUUUCUUCUUCUUCCCUUUCUCCUACUUUCUCUAUCCAGAGAUAGACAAGCUGCCCCUCUAUCUUUCUCUAUGAUCACUGUCUUCUUUCUCCUUGGCCUUAUUGGGAGUGUGGGGCAGAUAAUGGCAUAUACAGGAAUAAAGUAUAGCUCGCUAGUUCUUUUAUCAGCACUCUCAAAUCUCAUUCCCAUUUUCACCUUUCUUCUUGCUCUUCUUUUCAGAAUGGAGAAGGUUGAUUUGAGGAGAAGCAGUGGAAAAGCUAAAUGUGUGGGAACCAUUUUAGCUGUUUUAGGAGGUUCAUUAAUAACUUUAUACAAAGGUCCAUUGUUAAUCAAUAACUCUUCUUCAAAUUCCUUUGUAAAAAAUGAAGAUGAUGAUGAACAUGUAUUACAACUCUCUCACAAUUCAAAUUGGGUCUUGGGAGGUUUUCUCUUUCUAAUUACUUGUUUUCUAUCAGCAAGUUGGCACAUUGCUCAGACAUGGUUCGUUGGGAAGUACCCAAGCAAAAAAAUGACAAAUGUGUUCUUCUUCACAUUAUCAGUGACGGUCCAAACUGCAGCCUUCACCGCCAUCAUCGAAAGAAACCCAAUUGUUUGGCAACUCCAACCUGACAUUGGAAUGGUCAGCAUCAUAUUCUCGGCUAUAUUUGGGAGUGUGGUUCAUAUCGGAGUCCACAUAUGGUGCUUGGAAAGGAAGGGCCCAGUUUACGUUGCAAUGUUCAAACCCCUCGGCAUGGUCACCGCCAUCCCCUUGGUCGUCAUCUUUCUUCACGAAUCGCUUCAUCUUGGCAGUGUGAUGGGGUCGAUUGUGAUUGGUUGUGGGUUUUAUAGUGUGAUAUGGGGUCAGAUCAAACAACUCGACUUAGUCUUGCCUUCUUCUUCUCGCUCGUUUUUGCUUGACCACAACUCUUGAAUCAACAAACAUUUGAUUAUCGAGCUAAGAGUGAUCAAUUCAAUUGUAUAUAUUUAAAACUUACAUGGAACAUAUACUAGCUUUUUUCAUUUACUAAAUAUUGUUUCACUUUUUGCUCUUAGAUGUAGUUAUUGUAAUUCAAUUGCCAUCGUUAUAUACAUUUGUACAAUUGAGUAAUGCACUUUGAUUGAUAUUAACGGAAAUAAUAACUAUCACACUAAUAUUAACCUAACUCA
Cucumis sativus (cucumber) is the source of this 1340-nucleotide messenger RNA. RefSeq names its product WAT1-related protein At3g28050. Gene Ontology annotation, cellular component: plasma membrane. The transcript is spliced from 7 exons. Gene Ontology annotation, molecular function: transmembrane transporter activity. Lineage: Eukaryota; Viridiplantae; Streptophyta; Magnoliopsida; Cucurbitales; Cucurbitaceae. The coding region runs from base 58 to 1104 and encodes 348 amino acids. The record is from RefSeq and is a predicted model, not a curated record.